AUUUAUUCAAACCGUCAAUAACUACAUCGAAUAUGUUCAAGUAAUCCAAAUAAGUAAGUGCGCAAUCAUAGAUUCCAUAAAAUACACUCAAUAAGCAAUUAAAUACGCAAACCUCUCCAACCCUUAAACCAAAGAUUGAAUCAGUGUCCACAAUCUAAAAACCCCUCCAAAAUUUAUCCAACGUUCCAACUCGUACAUAGGAAGACUAAAUUAAGAGAACUUAACCCAGAUCUCCUGUAAGAUAGACUUUUGAGAAGAAAACAUUGGAAAAUAAAUCAUGCAUUUCAAAUUUUGAUGAGAAGCCAGUUCCCAAGAUUCUUCAAAGAGGCAAAUCUCCCUAAUCCAAUUAAACUGCAAGAAAUACUAAAGCUCAGGAUCAGUAGUGUUCAUAACCUGAAAAGCAGUCUACAUAAUAAAAGUAACCAAUUUAAUUCAAAUCAAAUCAACCAGAUUAACUACCUACUAAUUAGUCGAAUACUGAGAAAACAUAACCCAAUGUCAGUAAUAAACAAUAGACUCUAACUUAAUAAAAAUAACAAACCAAGCUUUAACUUUAAUCAAAUCAACUGAAAUCUUAAAAUAAUUAAUAAUAAUAAUAAUAAUAAUAAUAAUAAUAAUAAUAAUAAUAAUAAUAAUAAUAAUAAUAAUAAUAAUCAAUUAGACCAAAAACAGCUACAACAUCUUAAUUAUAAUUGAAAUAAACAGUUCAAUAGGAUUAAUAGCUUAAAUCUACUAAAUAGGAUUUAUCAUCAAGACCAAAUACUUAAUCAACCAAGUCAUAGUUAAAUGUUAAUAAAAAAUAGGAAGUUCCUAAUAAAACAAGAUAGCAACCAAUGUUGAAGGGGGAAUAGGUUGUGGAAGAGAAACUCUAUUAAUGUCCAGAGGGAUGCGGGAGGUCAUUCAAUGCCAAGGCUUUGGAAAAGCAUUCGAAGGUAAAUUGAGGAUUGAUAAAUAUAUAUAUAGAUUUGUAAGAAGGUGUUCCAAUAGAAGAGGAAGGUGUUCAAUUCAUAGAAGCAGAGACAAAUCGAGGCUGAAGAUAAUGGACAAGGGAGGGGAGGGGCCAUGAAAAGGCAGGUGCAGAAACAGCCACAGAAAUAAGGUUAAAAGUAGUAGUAGUAGGUGAAAAGUGAGAAACCAAAAUGGAAAGCUCAGAGUGAAGCAUUCAGGGCUAUAAUCAGGUAGGCCAAAGGACAGCGAUUGACAAAGGAGGAGUAGGCAUCUUUGAGUGGGGCGAUGGAGAGUGCUUAGGAUUUGGUGUAAUGCAAGUUUUGCAACAGGAAGUUUAAUGCAGAGGCGGCCAAGAAACAUAUAGUAUUUUGUGAGACAAAAGCGAAAUAGUGUGGAAAGAGUGGGGUGUAAAAGAAAAAGAAAUGAUUAUUUUAAUUUUUAACAACUUAUGA
Messenger RNA from Paramecium octaurelia, 1400 nucleotides. Lineage: Eukaryota; Ciliophora; Oligohymenophorea; Peniculida; Parameciidae. The record is from the annotation of a GenBank genome assembly.